AUGGCCCCAAUGAAGGUCCUCAUAAGCGGCGCCGGCAUUACUGGCAAUGCCCUCGCCUUUUGGCUCUCCAAGCUCGGCCACAACGUCACCGUCAUCGAACGCUUCCCCAGCCUCCGCACGACUGGCCUGCAAGUCGAUCUCCGAGGCCACGGCGUGACAGUUAUGAAGCGUAUGGGCCUCGAGGAAGCGUUCCGUGCCAAGUCUGUGCCCGAGCAAGGCCUUGCCAUCGUCGAUGGGGCGAACAGACGGCGUGCUUUUUUCGGGGUUAACAAGUCCGGAAAGGGGGUACAGAACUUCACGACCGAGUAUGAGAUUAUGAGGGGUGAUUUUUGCCGCCUGAUGCACGACGUCAUCAAAAACAAGGUAACUUUUCGGUUCGGAGUCUCGAUUGGCAGUUUCAAGCAAGAUGGCGACGGUGUCGACGUUGAGUUCACAGACGGCAAGGCGGAGCGCUUCGACUUCGUAGUCGGUGCCGAUGGCAUGGGCUCGAAUACACGCAAUCUGAUGCUCGGCCAUGGUGCGCAAGACGCUCUGCGCCCCAUUAGAGGCUCUUACACCGCAUACUUUACCAUUCCUCGCCCCAUUCAAAAGGGCGAAGACUACCACUCAACCAUGUACUUGGCAACUGGACGACGAGGCAUGAUGACGCGGAGACAUAGCCCUGAGGAGAUCCAAGUGUAUCUCUCUUGCAACAAUCCGUCGGAGAGAAUGGCGAAGGCUCAUAAAGAUGGAGUGCCGGAGCAGAAGAAGAUGUUGGCGGAGAUCUUCCAGGAUGCGGGAUGGCAGUCAAAGGACAUCUUGCGGGACAUGUUCGACUCGGACAACUUUUACUGCGAGCGUAUGGGUCUCGUCAAGCUUGAUUCUUGGUACGAUGGCAAGGUCGUUCUUGUUGGUGAUGCGGCCUACUGUCCGUCGGGACUUACAGGAAUGGGAACGACUUGCGGCAUUGUGGGAGCCUAUGUCCUCGCUGGGGAGAUUGCCCGUCACUGUGGCAAGGCAGAGGGCGGAAAGGCGCCUACUGAUGGCCUUGACGUGGCUUUCAAGGCGUAUGAUGACAAGUUGAGACCGUUCAUCGACCAAGUCAUUGAUGGCGUCGGCGAUGACUCGCUUUUCUGGAAACUGAUGCCUGAAUCAGCGUUUGCCGUUGCGCUUGUCAACCUGCUGUUGGGGAUCGCCGCGUUUCUCAGACUGAACGUUCUUGGACAGUGGAUUUUGAGGGAGAAUGUGAAGUGGACACUGCCCGAGUAUGAUGAAUUGAAGUGA
Molecule: messenger RNA, 1263 nt
Organism: Trichoderma reesei QM6a
Lineage: Eukaryota; Fungi; Ascomycota; Sordariomycetes; Hypocreales; Hypocreaceae
Exons: 1
Coding region: 1-1263 (420 amino acids)
Molecular function (GO): FAD binding
Source: RefSeq, a predicted model, not a curated record